This is a messenger RNA of Aspergillus chevalieri, 189 nucleotides long. RefSeq lists its product as uncharacterized. The record is from RefSeq and is a predicted model, not a curated record. The transcript has a single exon. The coding region runs from base 1 to 189 and encodes 62 amino acids. NCBI's taxonomy places the organism in Eukaryota, Fungi, Ascomycota, Eurotiomycetes, Eurotiales, Aspergillaceae.
AUGCGGUCUCAUCAGAACCGUAUUCUUCACAAACUCCUCCAUACAAUCCACCAGUCGGUCCCGAUUCUUACUAGCGAAAAGCCUCUGAACCCCGACCUCCCCCUCCGCCGGAAAAUGCGUGUACGCCUUCGGAAUCGACGACUGAUUCGGAAUAGUGAGCAUGCGCAUCCACCGGCUAAGAAGGCGUAG